Messenger RNA from Nannospalax galili (Upper Galilee mountains blind mole rat), 1703 nucleotides. RefSeq names its product chromosome unknown C8orf33 homolog (gene CUNH8orf33). The coding region runs from base 297 to 986 and encodes 229 amino acids. NCBI's taxonomy places the organism in Eukaryota, Metazoa, Chordata, Mammalia, Rodentia, Spalacidae. The transcript has 5 exons. The record is from RefSeq and is a predicted model, not a curated record.
UGAGAGGUCCAUACCCUAGCCUUAGAACUGUGCGGGGGACACCGUUCCUAUGCGGGGUCGUCGUCCGAGCCUCCAUGUUUGGCUCUGUGUACUUUGACGGGAUCCCGCGAGCUAUGCUCAGGCCGUAGUGCUCCAGGCACCCCUAAUGCUUUCCGCCGCUCCCUGAGCACUGAUCCCGCCACACAGCCAGGUCCUCCGCGCUUCCUGCGGAACUCUGUGUGGUAGACGUGUUUCCUGAGGAGCGAGUUCACAGUGGUACUCAGAUCUUACACAAGUUCCGACAACAGCUGCGGCGCAUGGCGGCUCUAGGAGAGGCUUCUCGAGAGACACUGACAGCCUCAGGCCCGAGCACCCAACGCGUUCCCCGCAGACUGCAGCUCCCCGGGUCGGUCUCCGGCGUCUUGAAUCCCUCUGCCUGUAUCAGCUCAGUGCAACCUACAUGCUUAGACGCCGCUACCACAGCACACCCGGUAGGCGAUGAAGGCAGCAUAGCCUCGAGGAAGAAAAAGAAAAAGAAAAAGAAAAUCCCCAACAAGGCUUCUUUGGCAAAUGGAGACGAAAAGACCUUCGAGAAGCCUGCCCCAGAGGAAGCCCUCCACUGUUCCGAGGCCCAGGCAGAGCAGCUGGCGCGGGAGCUGACUUGGUGCGUGGAGCAGCUGGAACUGGGCCUCAAGAUGCAGAAACCGACCCCGAAACAGAAAGAGCAGGCUGUUGGGGCAAUCCGAACCCUGCGCAGUGAAAGAACACCCUUGCCCCGGAAGAGGCAGUUGAUGCGCUCCUUGUUUGGGGACUACAGGGCUCAGAUGGAGGCCGAGUGGCAGGGGGCCCUGCGGGCUCUAAGGGCUGCUACCCAUUCAGCCCAGGUAAAGCCUGUAGGUGAGGCCACCAGAAAGAAGAGUGGAAGAGUCUGCCAUCUUCGUCCAAAAGGAAGAGCCAAGGCCACUCCGGACGUUACUAAGGAAGAGUUUAGGUUCAAUUUCUUGUAGACUUUCUCACAUUCUGGAGUAGCCCUCCUCCAGGGUGAUGUGGGGAUUUGUCUAUGUGAAGGUUCUUUCUAAGGAAUUCUCUCAGCAGAAGUGAGGUUGGUUUGUCCCUGGCUGGUCUCUAUAUAUGAAGCUGCUGGGCAGUUGUGAGAAUGUCAGAUGGAACUUUAUUUUUUUUGAGGAAAUGUUCUGUCAGAAGAGAGAUGCAUUUAGAAAUUCUUGUAAGCCUCAUGAGUGUUGAGUGGGAUGUAGAAAGAAAUUUGUUCUCUAGUCUCCAGGAUUUGAUUAAGUAGCUAUUGGUGAUUGUUGUAUAGCAAUUUCCUCUGAGAUAAAACAUUCCUUGGAGGGAAGCUCAUUAAAUUUAGCAAGUAAACAAUUCAAAAGCUUUGGCUCUUACCCUGCACAUGUUGUAGAAACAUAAAAAUGGUAAAUAUGGGCCUGCAGUGGAGAAUGGUGUUACUGUUAUUGAAGGCAUUUUCAAAAGUGUCAAGGAGCACUGAUGACUGCUAAAGCCCAUGGCCCUCAGCGCAGAAGCCUGUUCCGCCAGAGCCAAGCUGGCAGUGUUCUGAUUGUGUAUGUCUGUGCUCCAGGUACAUCUGGGCCCAGGCAGCAGAGUCACCCUCUAUAUGCUUGGUUUUGUCGUCUUGUGAGUGUGCUUAAUAAGUAAAAAAUAAAGACAAAUGUCUCUAUCAAAAAAAAAAAAAAAAAAAAAAAAGCUUU